Messenger RNA from Plasmodium reichenowi, 1102 nucleotides. RefSeq lists its product as hypothetical. The transcript has a single exon. Gene Ontology annotation, molecular function: tRNA methyltransferase activity. Lineage: Eukaryota; Apicomplexa; Aconoidasida; Haemosporida; Plasmodiidae. The record is from RefSeq and is a predicted model, not a curated record. Gene Ontology annotation, cellular component: cytoplasm. The annotation marks the transcript as partial. Gene Ontology annotation, biological process: tRNA methylation.
AAAAAAGAAAAGAAAGAUAAAAUGUGUUGCGUUGUAUGAAAAAGUUCAUGGAAAAUUAAGACAGAAUAAAAUACAUAUUGUUUGUGGAAAAAAUUUAAAAACAGUACAUAUAGAAAAUAAAAUAAAGUAUAAAUUGGAUUUAACAAAAUGUAUGUUUUCAUCAGGAAAUGGUACAGAAAAAGAAAGAAUGAAAAAUAUGUAUAUUGUAAGUAAUAAUAAUAUUAGCAAUAAAAAUAAAAAUAUAAAGAACAAUAAUAAUGAUAAAAAGAACAAUAAAAAGAACAAUAAUAAUAAUUUUUUAGAUGAAAAAAGGUUUAGAGUAAAAGAAAAUGUAGUGGAUUUAUUUUGUGGUGUUGGUUAUUUCACAUUACCUUUGUUAAAAUGUAUAGAAGCUCAGAACAAAAUUAAUAAUUAUUUUGCAUGUGAUAUUAAUCCAGAUUCGUUAAAAUUAUUAAGAGAAUCUAUAAAACUAAAUAAUAUUAACAAGAAAAACAUUUUUAUUAUAAAACAGAAUUCUUUUAUGUUAUCUAAAAAUGUUCAGAUGGUAAGGAAGUGUCAUCGAAUAAUUUUAGGACUCUUACCACAUAGCCAGCCAGCUUGGAGAAAUGCUUUUUUUUUAUUAGAUAAUAAAUAUGGAGGUAUAUUACACAUACAUGGUAUUGGGAAACAUAUUUUUGAUGAGCAGGUAUGCUUUUCAUCAAUCAAUACAUAUAACUAUAUUUUAAAAAAGAAAGAUGUAAAUAUAUCUUCUAUAAAUAAAUUGACAAAGGUACAGAUGGUUGAAGAGUAUGUAAGUAGUAAUGUUGAAGAUUCUCACUAUGUGGAAGAAAUCAAAAAAAAUAAAGAUAAUUUUCAUAAUAAAUAUAUUAAUCACUAUAAUUCAAAUUAUAACAAAAAAUUAUAUAUAGGAAAUAACAUCCCACAUAAUUUAUCAUUUGCCCAAUAUACAUUGAUUGAAAUAUUCAAAAUUGCAUUAUAUGACAAUCUUAAGAAUAAUAUAUUUUGGAAUAUAGCCAUAAGUCAUGUGGAACGGGUUAAAUCAUAUGCACCUCGAAUGUAUCACUAUGUCGUGGACAUCAAAUGUGAUCCCCUUAUAUUUUAA